Molecule: messenger RNA, 3755 nt
Organism: Conger conger (European conger)
Lineage: Eukaryota; Metazoa; Chordata; Actinopteri; Anguilliformes; Congridae
Gene: rundc1
Product: RUN domain containing 1
Exons: 5
Coding region: 140-1852 (570 amino acids)
Source: RefSeq, a predicted model, not a curated record
UUCUCCAAGAUGGCGUUACACCUGUUUCAGUGUCGGGAACAGAACAGAAACUGUUAAAAAAAACAAAACAUUGCAGAUAGUUUUUUAGAAUAAUUAAGAGACUGAAAUCGGUGACAGGGUCCCCUUUAUCGGACAAAAAAUGUCGACAGAGGAGCUGUCCACUUCAGACAGUGAAACUGCCUUCGCUGGUGGGGAGCGCUGGGCGCCAGUGGGAGCUGUAGCCAGUCCCGAAGAUGAGGAGUCAAGAGACGGGCAGGGGGAUGCGCUCGAGCCGAAGCGUAAGGGCUCGAUGUCGUCAGUUAUGGAGAUGGCCACGAAGCUCCAAAAGCUAGAGGAAGAACAGGAGCUUCUGAACUCCUCGCUCUUGGCUCUUACGUCGCACUUUGCUCAGGUGCAGUUUCGCCUGAAACAGAUUGUUCACGCACAAAGCGACGAAAAGGAGAAUAUGCUGCUGGAGCUCGAAGAAUUCGCAUUUAAAGGAUGUCCUCACGUCCUCGGCUGCAGGGCCCAGGAUGCGCUUCAGUUAGAGAACUCGAGUGAAAGGGAGAAGAGGGAGCGUCUGGAGGCUCAGAGGGAGAAACAGAAGGAGCUCAUCGUCCAGCUCAAGACCCAGCUCGAUGACCUGGAGAGAUUUGCCUACCAGGAGGGGAGCUACGACUCCCUGCCCCAGUCCGUGGUCAUGGAGAGACAGAGGGUCAUCAUCGACGAGCUCAUCAAGAAGCUGGACGUGAACCUGAACGAGGACAUCGGGAACCUGUCCCCCGAAGAGCUGCGCCAGCGGGUGGACGCCGCCAUCGCCCAGAUAGUCAACCCCGCCCGCGUCAAAGAGCAGCUGGUGGAGCAGCUCAAGACCCAGAUCAGAGAUCUGGAGAUGUUCAUCAACUUCAUACAAGAUGAGGUGGGGAACCCUCUUCUGCCCAAUGGCGGGGCUUCACCGCAGCCAGGGGCAGCAAGUCCAAACUCGAGAGGCCCUGGUGGACCGAGGAAAGUGGAUCCGGAGCAGGCGCAGAAGAUGCGUGAGACGGGCCUGCAGCUGAUCCAGCGGGCGCUGGCGGUGCUGCAGAUCUUCGCCGUGAGCCAGUUCGGCUGCGCGGCGGGGCACGUCCCGCGGGGCGUGUGGUCUCAGGGCGAGGCCGCCCAGGACUACGGCCCCCUGCUGCAGCGCCUGGAGGUGGCCACGGAGAGGGUGCGCCAGCAGGCCCUCUGCAGGCAGCAGCCGGAACAGCACCUGGUCUGCCACAGCGGCGGGCCGCCCUGGGGCGCGCGCGACGAGCUGACCGCCACCGUCCGCAAAGAGCUGGCCAUGGCCCUGCGCGACCUGCUGGCCCACGGCCUCUACUCGCCCUCCCAGGGCAUGAGCCUGGUGCUGGCCCCCAUCGCCUGCCUCCUGCCCUUCAGCCCCGCGCCGCAGACCAUGCACCCCUGGGAGCUCUUCGUAAAGUACUUCCACUCCAAGAAUGGGCAGGCCUUCGCCGAGGCGCCGGCCCGCAAGCUCUCGCAGUCCUUCAGCCUGCCCGUAGGGGGCGGGCCGGUGACGGUCACGCCCAAGCAGUCUCUGCUGUGGGCGGUGCACUCGGUCCUGCGCGAGCACGACCCCUACAAGCGCGGGGCCGACUCGGAGUUCAAGGCGCUGGUGUGUCUGGCGCUGAACGAGCAGAGGCUGGUGUCCUGGCUCAACCUGCUGUGCAAGUCGGGCGCGCUAGUGCACUCGCACUACCAGCCCUGGAGCUACAUGGCGCAGACGGGCUUCGAGAGCGCGCUGCACGCCCUCAGCCGCCUCAGCCGCCUGCGCUUCAGCCUGCCCGUCGACCUGGCCGUGCGGCAGCUCAAGAACAUCAAGGACGCCUUCUGAGGCCAAGCUAUUCUUAGGAAAGACUCCUAGCAAAUUUGCUCAUUGUAGCAUCAAUCGAAGGGGUGUUGGUUAUCAAGAAGACAAAAUGUCUGCGUAACAUUCCAAAAAAAUGUUAUGUUAUUUUACUUGUAUCCUAAAACACAGAUUUUUGCUUGAAUUACACCUGAGCUGAUAACCAAAAUCAUUUGUGUAAUGAUUAUAGAAAACAGGGUUACUGUUGCGUAAUUUUCAAAGUGAUUGUACAGUUAUUCUGUAUUCUGUUUUCCGAUUUGACAGUUUGCUUUAAAUGUAUAUCACAUCCUGUCGUUCUAGAUUGCUGCAUUAUAGGUUAUGUUAAACAAUGUACUGUAUUCCGUUACAUGGUUAACAACGCUGUCACAUAUUUCAUGUGCUCAUUCACCACUGUGUUCCUAGGGUAGAUGGCUCAUAUUCAUAUGAGAUUUACCCUAUGCUGGUCAAGAAAAUGCAGUUUGGCUCCAAUGAACUUUCAAUGAGGUUUCUGCUGUAGCUCCAUAUUAGAAUUAGACUGGCUAAGUCUAAACAGUCUCCUGGUGGCCAGCAUUAAGGACUUAAUGCAAACUACCACCAGUGUUUCCACAGGCAUAAAACUGAGGCUGCAAGGCAAAAGCAUUUCACGACGCUCUGAUGAAUUGUUUACCAUUCUUUCAGGUCGUCGUUCGAGUACAGCUUGGAGGAUAGCCUUGGAUUCCACGUUUUCUGUCUUGGAUUACGUAGUACUGCCAACAUUUACUGUGGGCAUAUUGUGCAGUAUCUUUAAGGGAUUGUAUAAACUGAGGACCAAUUGAGAGAACAGCUGGCUAAUAUACGCUCAGGACAACAAAACACUACUAUCCAUGUUCACCCUUGCAAUGCUUCUGGGAUUAAAGCAGUCCAAACAGUUUACACAGGUUUCCCUGUUGCUGUGCACGAUACUGCAUUUCUCUCCAUGCUAUAUGAAAGAUUAUGGAUGCAUAUUCAAUAGGAAGAUACUCAGAAACAGUGAUUCUAACUGCUGCUUAUUGUUCCAAAAGUGCAUUUUAAAUGAAAAAUAUUUAUAUGCUUAUAUGUGUAUUAUAUUUGAUGUGAUUAUUGGAUGCGAAUAAUCCCAUUUUGAAUGAAGGUAAAAAGAUGAAAUUGUUUCAAAUCAAUCAUCAAUCACAUUGAAUAUGUAUAUGAAGAACCAAAGCUGAAUGUAACCAUUGUUAAAGGUUGUAAGAUAUAAUUGAGUCAAUAAGUGCUAAAUACUAUUAGGAUGUUGAUUAUUUAAAUCAUUUUUUUGGCAUAUGUCAGUAAUCUUAUUGAGAUUCUUUUGUUUGUGUUGAAAUCAUUUUGCAUACACUUUGUAACUCUGUGCAUGUUAUUUCUUAUAUGCUGAUGGAUUGUUUUCUUUCGUGUUUUCUUCAGUAUUUAACUCUCACUUUAUAUGGGGGCACAGCACAAAUGGGUAUAUUUGUAUAUGCACAGUAUCUUUGGUCUUAUGGAUUUGGAUUCAUGUUUUUGCUCAUUUGUGAGUAUGAACUUCGCUACUACUGUGGUCCGAAAGUGGUCAAAAGGUCAUUAAGCUGUCUGUCUUUUUCAUUUCAACAUGAAUUUUCCGCAUGGUGUCAUUAAAAUUGUGUAUCAAUGAUUCCUUUGUGGUUUCAUACAUGUAAAAUCUUACUGUCUUCCAAACUGGAAAUCUAAAAAAAUCUUUAAAAAAAACAAAACAUCCUUUUUAUGUUGAACAAGACUUAUUCCUCUUCUAUUUCCAUUGAAGAUAUCAUAGACCUUUGUUAUAAACACGCACGCACACACACACACACAGUAUCCAUGUUAUUAAUAUAUUAUGUUUAGUUUAUGACUCUACCUGCCAGAACAUGGCUUAUUCCUAUGUAAAUUCGUUUAAUAAAAAUGUCAAAAUCUA